AUGGCUGCCAUGCACGAGAGCACUCCGUCGCUCCUUGUGCUCUUCUUGUCGCUAAUGCUCUUUUUCACGGCGUCUUCCGCGCGCCACAUGACUGGUGAUCCACCGCCGGUUAUUCCUUCCCCGCCGCCCCAUAUGGCUUCUCCAACAAUGGAGGAGGCGUGGGAAGGCGUCAUGGUGGCACCGAGGCCAGUUCCUUCUGGACCGGACCCUAUACACCAUCGUCCUCAUGCCCCCCCGCCCCACAGGCCUCCCCCAUCAACGGAGGAGGCGAGGGAAGGUGUCAUGGUGGCACCGAGGCCGGUUCCUUCUGGUCCGAACCCUAUACAUCACUUUCCCGCCCCGGCGCCACAACCCCACCAUCAUCACCGAUGUCAUGACCUACCGCCCGCAUCAAUAGAGGAGGCGUGCGAAGGCGAUAUCGUGGCGCCGAGGCCAGUUCCUUUUGGAUCACACCCCAUACAUAACCACCCUGCUCCAGUGCCUCAACCCAACCAGCAUCGUCGACGCAAGGCCCCACCGCCUGCAUCUUUGGAGGAGGGGAGGGAAGGCGACAACAUGUCACCAAGGAGGCCACUUCCUGUUUUCGGACCAAACCCAAACCAUAACCACCCCGCCAAGGCACCGGCUCCUCCUCAUGAGUAA
Triticum turgidum subsp. durum (durum wheat) is the source of this 642-nucleotide messenger RNA. The record is from the annotation of a GenBank genome assembly. Lineage: Eukaryota; Viridiplantae; Streptophyta; Magnoliopsida; Poales; Poaceae.